ACGCACACAAAAUGAUAUCCCUAUAAUAAAUAACCAUAAAUUGUCUCCUUUUUUUUUCGAGGAGGUAUUGAAAAUGCUUCAAGUUCAAGGCUGCUACGGGUUGCAGUAUACAAAAAAAGAUGGUGCUGGAGUUUUAAGCUCAGGUUCUGGACUCAAGACUCCUGAAAAAAAUCCACAAGCUGCUGCUAACAAACAUGCCCUUGCGGAGCGUUAUCGUAGGAAAAGAAUCAACAACCACCUUAAUACUCUCCGCAAACUCUUCCCCAAUCUCCCUAAAAGUGAUAAACCAAGGGUGCUUAUGGAAACGGUUCGAUAUCUAAAGGAGCUGAGGAAGAAGGUGGCUGACCAUGUUGAAAUGAACAAGGAUGGCCAAGAAGAGUGCUGCAUUGGUGGCAAAAGGAGUUGUUCAUUGUUUUUACCCGGUGAGAAAGAUGAGGUGAGUGUGAGUUACUACUCUGAAGGUGAAGGAGGAGAUCAUGGCGUUGAUCAAGGAGAACUGUUAAUGGUGAAAGCCACGAUAUGCUGUGAGGACAGGCCGAGGUUGAAUGCUGAUUUGAUGGAAGCGGUUAAGUCUGUUGAAGGGAGGGUGGUCAAGGCUGAGAUGGGUACCAUUGGAGGACGGACCAAGGCGGUCUUGGUGGUGCAAUGGUGCCAGCAAAGCCUUCAUUGUGGUGGCGGUGGUGGUGGUGAGGAGGAGGAGGAGGAGGAGGAGGUUGGGACCGUUGGGUCGCUGAGGAAGGCGUUGAGGGCGGUGGUGGAAAACAGGGCCUUGACUCCUUUGUUGUUGUUGGGCCCCGAGGUGCUUAUUUCCAGUUGGACCAAUAGAUUCGGGCCUUGAAUGGGGCCGGUGCUUGUUUUGGGCCGUCUGUAGUUAGUGAUGGCCCUUUUCAGUAUAUUGUUUGAUCAGUGAUCAAUGCGAGUUUGUCACAGACGACAAAUCGGUUAAAGGAAAACUCAACUUAUGACAAAAAUUAAGAAAAAUAUAUA
Molecule: messenger RNA, 987 nt
Organism: Coffea arabica (coffee)
Lineage: Eukaryota; Viridiplantae; Streptophyta; Magnoliopsida; Gentianales; Rubiaceae
Source: RefSeq, a predicted model, not a curated record